Molecule: messenger RNA, 12014 nt
Organism: Pseudophryne corroboree (corroboree frog)
Lineage: Eukaryota; Metazoa; Chordata; Amphibia; Anura; Myobatrachidae
Gene: TP53INP2
Product: tumor protein p53 inducible nuclear protein 2
Exons: 5
Coding region: 511-1188 (225 amino acids)
Biological process (GO): autophagosome assembly; positive regulation of DNA-templated transcription
Cellular component (GO): nucleus; autophagosome
Source: RefSeq, a predicted model, not a curated record
UGGAGGCGGGGCGAGGGUUUGUGACGUGGUUAUCAGCUGUUGGAACCGUUCUAAUGAUUGAGCAGUGAGAUGAGCCGGCGGCAGAGCCUGUCUUGUAUACAGCACUGUGCAUCUACCUCAACCUGGGCUUCUGUACAGCGGCUUGGAUACUGUAUUUGUCUGUAUACACUGACUGCUGCACGGUAAGUGACAGAUCUGCAAGUGAUGGAGUCACAGGUUCCCCCUCCCAUCAUAAAUCUCUCCUUUAUUACAAUGUCAACUCCACUGUGACGUCACUCGGCGAGGGAUCAGAUGUUGUCAUAGGUGACUGUAGACAGAAAAGAUGGGGGAGGUGGGGAGGAGAGGACAUCUUUGUGCAGGGCUAUUUUAACCAAGCAAUACAGAAGCCUGAUGUUUACAAAUCCUUCUGUGGGAUUCUGCUGACCCCACCACACCAUAUCACCAAGUUGUUUACACCCCACCAACUUCCGCUCCCAGAAUCUCCAGCAAACCCCAGGGCUCGCUCCAGCCAUGUUUCAACGUUUAACCCGGCUGUUCUUCAGUGAGGGACCAGUAACUGAUCCCACAGAACCCAAAGCCUUUGUUUCAGAGGAAGAAGAUGAUGGCUGGUUGAUUAUUGACAUCCCAGAUAGCUACAUCUUAGCCUCAAGCGGGGAAGAUGUGGCAGAAGGCCAAGUGGAGAAUGUUGCUUCCAGCCCACUGCCACAUUCCCUGGGUGAGCGGAUUGGUUGGUCCAUUCCCCCCCACCCGCCCCACUCGAUGGACGAGAGCUGGUUCGUUACCCCUCCCCCCUGUUUCACUGCAGAGGGUCCUGGCCACAGUGCAGUGGGAAGCAGUCCACUGGAAGACCUUCUGAUAGAGCAUCCCAGCAUGUCGGUGUACGUCACCAGUGGCAGCAUCGUUGUGGAGCAAGACACUAGUGACAUAACCAGAAACAGAUCACCAUCCAAAACCAGAGUGGAGCGUCGUACACCACAUCAUGCCACGUCAGUUUCUGCCAAAGCCGCUAUCUUGGAAAAAGUGGGUCAGGUCUCGAGGAUCCAACGCGCCAGAGCUCUGGCGGAUAAGCGUAAGCUAGGACGUAAGAAUCUGCAAAGGCAGAAUCUGGCACGGGAGUUCCAGGGUCGCAAUGCAGUGCGGAACCGCAGCUAUAUGUGCCAACCAAGGCAGCGCCAGUGCAACCACUGAACUUCUUUUAGCUGUUUACAAGAACAUGGGCAUUAUCACUACCCAGAAAUCUCCUGUCCUGCCUCAUGGUUUGGCAAUACUGUAUCUUGCCUCUUUUAUACAGCCUCCCCUGAACGUAACACCGAUAUCUGCCCUCACUCCCCCUCCCCUUGGUUUUAUGUUAUAAACAUGUCCCACUGCAUGGGAAUGCUGUAAGUAUACAGAUUUCAUGGCAACUGUAGUAAGGGUGGAUAAAAGCUAACUAAAAAGGUAAUCCUACCCUUGAGAUGCUUCAAAAUUGAUUUCCUCUAGUUCUUAUCAAUUAUUUUAAAACUCCAACCCGUAAUAUGGCGCCAUCCUAAUACUUUCAUGUAACUCUAAAAAUGUAAUAAUUGUAUUUAUAUAGCACUUUUCUCCAAUAGUAAUGUUAGGCUUUGUUACUCCCUGUUUCCUGAGUGGAACAAAGUGGAACUCCCCGAACAAAAUGGUGGCAAUUUUUCUUUGAUAUGAUUUUACAAAAUUGUAAUCCUUGAAAUGUAAUGGCCAAAGGAUUUACAUAUUGCAAUAAGCAAGGGUAAUUGUGAAUAUUGAAACAUUGUAAAAUCCCAUUACAAUGUGUUAGAUGUUUUUGAAAGAUGCACCUUUAUAUCCUGUUCCAAUGGAAUGUUCCCAAAAUGUCUGGUGUAGCCUUUCAUUCAUCUGUUUGUGCAGAGUUGUCACACAAAUAACCAGCACACAGUGUACCUCUUUGGUGAGGUCUGUUCUGUUAAGCAUUGUGCACAUCUGAAGAUGGCGGGAAGAGAACACACGUCCUAAAUAAAUUGUUUAUGGUCUUCCCUGGGGUGGUCUUCAGUAUGCCGACUGACGGGACCCCGGCGCACAGUAUACCAGCGCCGGAAUCCCAACAGCCGGCAUACCGACACUUAUUCUCCCUCGUGGGGGUCCACGACCCCCCUAGAGGGAGAAUAAAAUAGCGUGGCACGCGUAGUGCGCCACCGUGCCUGCAGCGUGGCGAGUGCAGCGAGCCCGCGAGGGGCUCAUUUGCGCUCGCCACGCUGUCAGUAAUCCGGCGGUCAGGCUCCCGGCGCCGGUAUGCUGGUCGCCGGGAGCCCGACCGCCGGCAUACCAUACUGAACCCCUUCCCUGCACUUGCCAGAGGGACCUGCAAUGCUGCGCAUUAGUAGAAAGGAAAUGUAGGUUGACGAUCGCAAGAGGAUGUAGCAAAGCAAAUGCAGGGUGAAUGGAAUUCUGUGAUGGGAAAGUAAAUGUGCACGUGUCAGUUAUGUUAUGGCAAUGAGAGGUGGUAAAUGGUUGACAAAUAAGGUUGCUGUUGGGACAAAUGUGUAAAUGAUAUUAUAAACUAGAACAAUAUUGCCUGACGUAUAGCUUGGUUACAGAAUAUUUUGUAUCAUUUCAAGCUGCAGGGCCGUUAACACAUAAUUAUGUUUGUAAAUUUUCUGUUAAAUAUUUUUUUAAAAUACAGAAGAGAACCUAAAACUAGUAAAGACACAAUGUGGGUGUUAUAUAUAUAUAUAUAUAUAUAUCACACACACAUAUUACUUUUUCUUGUGUUGUUAAUUUUAAUGCACACUUGAUAGGGUGGCGUGCUAUACCGCAAUUAUUUAAUCCAUAUGUUCUCAUUUAUUUCUAUUUGCUUCUCAAACAGAUUCGGCAUAAUAAUUUCAACUACAAAAUAGGCUGGAAAUGUAUCAAGCCUCCUAAAGAGGACACAUUUAGAAAUUGCCCAUAGCAACUAAUCCGUUUUUAACUAUAAUUUUAUAGAAUAUACUAGAUAAAUGGUAGUUAGAAAAUCCUUCACUUCUCAUUAGAGCGUAUGAUACAUCUCUUUGUAAGGCAUAGAUUUACUAAGGAGCAGUUUGUUAAAGCAGCUGAUCAUCUGUAGCUUUGGCUGAUAGUUAUGUAACAGCAAUAGGAGUGAAUGGCUUAUUCCCAUUGCUGUUUUAAAACUAUCCAUCGUAAAUCUACCUUUAAGGUGUUUGGGGUCUAUUUACUAAGCCUUGAAAGAAAGUACCAACAAACCAGCUCUGUCAUUUUUAAAACACAGCCUGUGACAUGGCAGUUAGGAGCUGAUUGGCUGGUACUUUAUCACAAUCCACUUUAUCUCUCUCAAAGUCUUCGCAAAUAGACCCCUUAUUUAGUAACAGUGGUUUGUCAUCAGCAGCUUUGAUCAAUAGUUUUAUCCCAGGUGGGCAGUUUUCUACACAUUUUUCAAGGUUUCUCGAGGGAUGUCUAAAUUUGUCCCAAUUAAGAAAAAUCUGGUGGGAAUAUUUGAAGACUACCCACCCGGCCAAAACGUGUUAAAAGGAAUGAAUGCUAAACUAGCUGAACAGCACUGAUUCCUGUUGUCUCUUUAAAACUAUUGGUCUGGCUUUGACAAACAGCCUGUUAGCAAGUAUACCCCUAAGGGCUAUAUUUACAAAGCAGAAGCUUCUCUUCGUUGGGAGCUGAAAACUUAAGGCAGCACUAACAUUCACGGUAAAGCACGCUGGGCUUUACACUGAAUGUUAGUGUCACUUUGAAUGUUUGGCACCAGCCCACUGAGAAGGGACGGCUUACAAAAGCCACUGCUUCGUAAAUCGUAGCCCCAAGUCUCUAACAGCAGCCUUACUUGAAUAGAGAGUGAGAGCUGGAGCAUUGCAAGUCCCUCACAUACUCGGUAUAAUCAGAUAUAGAGAACAAGCGUGAAUAUCCUUUCAUUGGCUAACUUGAAUUUGGUCUAACUUGAAUUUGGUCUAACUUUUUAUUGGUUAAAAGAGUUAGUACUCCUUUCUAUUAUGGUAACACACAGCACCUAUUAUGGGUUUCAGCCUGAUGUCCAGUAAUCUGACUGCAUAUUGCCAGGACAGGGUCAGACAGUGUUGGGCUUCUUUCUAAUGACCAGUCAUCUAACUUGGCAACAUAAGCAAACUAUUUCAGGCCUAAUGUCUGCUACUUUCUUAUCCUAAUAUCCAAACAUGUACAUUCAGUUAACCUACUAAAAGCAUAAUAUUUUAGAGACUGGGUUAAGUUAUGGAAUAUUUAUGGCUGAACAACCAUAUAUCUUUGCAGUAACCAACCCUUAUUUUUAAUUCAACAAACUUGUAUAUAAACACUUAAAAGGUGCUUACUAUAGUAACUUUCUUUAACAGUGUGUAAAUAUUUUAGAACACUAUUAAAAGCAUGUGUGAGUGUUUGGUGACAGUGUUUUCACAAAUGGGACUUUGCACGAUUAGUGUAAUCCAUUUUGUCUAGGUGCAGAGAUGCCUGAUAGCUACCAGAUACAUGUUUUGCUUCAUUUUAUUUUGUAAUUAAUUAAAAAAAAAAUGCUGUUUAAACUAUUUUUGGAAGAAUUGUGUGCAUAAGUGAGAGAAAUGUCAAUUUCUGUGUGGACUCAGGGACAUAACAGCUAAUGAUGAAACUAUUUGGAUGUGUAAGUCUAUCGAAAUGUACCCAUCCCCUAUUUUGAGUGGUGGCAGCCAUUUUGUGUCUUAAACCAUAGCCAUUAUAGAAAGUAGUCCUCUCAAUUGUGCAUGUGUCAGGGAUCACUAGGGACAUGUCUGUAUGUUGGUUCAGCACCCAAAAUGGCUGCUUCUACUGUGUAUAUGAAGAUCACAGGUCCAUUUUAAAGCAGAUACAAUAUAUGAGUUGCUGAGCUGAACUUCACCUACCUUUUUCAGUGACAGAUGUACUGCUACCCCCUGACAUUGAAAAGGCAGCCAUUUAUUCAGCAAGUUGUACUUUACUUCCUCCAUUUUGUUACAUGAACAAAACAUCUUUUACAUUUUCUGUAUGAUUAUUUUAACUAUCCAGUCAAAUAAUAUUUAUAAAAGCAAACACAAAAUGGCUACUAUCUAGAUUGCUUGGAAAUAGUCAUGGAAAAUAUCUAUGCAGUGAUUUGAUUACUGUACUUCUGAAUGUAAUACAAAAUAGCUGAUAGUUUUAUGAGGCUCCAACCAUUGGAGAUCAUAGGAGCCACCUUUUUAGAUUUAAUCCCCAUUCCCAAGAUACACCACCAGCUUAGUGGUCAAAUGUUUAUGGGGUGGCUUUGUAAUGUCCCCAUACCCACUACCACUGUUAGUAGUGUUUUCUAGCAUUCCGAUUAAGAGUGCUAUACAUGUAUUUACUACAGAUGCUAGUUGCAGAAAACACUAACAUGACGCCAGUUGAAAGCUGGCCUAAAGGCUGUAUUUUGUUAAGAACUUAAUUUUGGUUAAAUUGAAAUGAAUAUAUUAAGGCCUGUUCCUUAAUAUUACUGUAUUUAAUUAAAAUGUUUUACAGUAAAUUAGUACUUUGAUUUAGCAUGUAUAAUCCAAAUAUAUCGUUAUCACUUAAUAUAAUCAGAUUUGGUUUUUUUUUAAAGCGUAUUCUGAAACAUUAAGCUGGGUACAAACUGAGCGAUGCGUACCCAGUCGAUAUGUUGUCCCAAAGGGCCGACAUAGCGGAUUCUGGGUACACAAUAGAACUAGGGGCAGUAUCCAAUUAUCAGCGAAAAAUCAUCAGAUGCAAAAAAUGGGUACUUUUCGCAAUGUUUCCCCAAUAUUUUUGGGGGGCAAUCCUAGUAGGACACCCGAAAAAAUCCAUUCUCAAGCAAUAACACACAGGUUCAGUGAAACCCGUGUAAUUUCGCGUUCACGUCCCCGUAAAGUCGUCGCUUAUCUGGAAUUUUGUUUUGCCUGCUCGAGACAGAUGAAACAAUGCCAUUGAUAAACCGCGUUUUGUGACUGCUUUUUGGGGACAAUAUGAUAGCCUGGGGCAAAUCAAUUAGCCGUGGUUAAUUUUCACCUAGAUCACUAGCAUUCUCACCCGGUUGGCCAUGCAGCAGGGCCAACUGGGGCAUCAUCACUAGCGACCCCGGGCACACACAUAUUGGGCAUACACACUGAGUGAUGUGUUUUUUAGUUAAAAUCACUAUUUUCAUUAGAUACAAAUUCUAUAUAAAGGGACAUUGGUCAGGAACAACAUAUAUGCUACACACACACACACACACACACACACACACACACACACACACACACACACACACAGUUAUGGUGCCAGUUCAUAAUCUAAAAACCAUCAUGUAAUAAGACACACACACACACACACACACACACACACACACCCUUUUCAGUCACUACAAGAGGUACAUGCCAGGUACCCUCCUGUCUGUCAUGUGUCUGUUGCCAAUACUAUUACAGAUAGCUGCACAUGGAUGGGUUACAGCAUGUGUCGGUAGUAUACUCCUCCUUCCAGGGGGCGGUACCAGGCAGCAGAAAUUAAUCGGGGAGUUGCACAGUGACAUCAAAUUCUCACCAAUUGGUUGCUUGUUAGAAUAUCAGGAAGACAGUCUCCGUAAGCACAGAAAAAUUUGUUCAAUAUUUUGAUUUUUCGGACCUUCUAAAGAGGACCAGUGUAGUUGUUGCCCAUAGCAACCAAUCAGAUUCUAGCUGUCAUUUUUAGAGAACGUAUUAGAUGAAUGAUAACUAGAAUCUGUUUGCAACGGACAACACCUCCACUAGUUGUCUUUAUAAUAUUUCAUAAAUCUCUCCCUAAAGACUUUAUUUAACAAUGGAAAUAAUUGUUUGCAUUUUUUUUUUUUUUUGCAUCACAGUGAUCCUAAUGAAUAUGCAGGUGGUAUUUACUAUUACUUGUCCAGCAAGGUCCAGUGCAGUCUUCCUUUCUCUCUGGUGUCCCCUCCUGUAUUUCUGACUAAUGCACGACAGCCCUCUGUGAAUGUGCAUGUGCUUCAACCUGACCGGGACUCUGCAAAGCCGGAAAAGGCUCUUGCUGGGUUCCUAUUGAUGGCGUAAACCGUACAGUCACAAGCUUACCGCUGUUUGCUAAGUACAGCAUGGAUGUUGGAACUGUUUUAGGUACAGAUUCAGAGUUGGCCGCAGUGGCGAUGUGGCACGCAUUGGCCAAUGUUUUAAGUCUGCGUAUGCAUCCCAUUGAUUACCGCUGAGUGAUGCAUAACAAAUUUGGACGUAGGGAGAGUGAAUUUCAGUGAGUGCUCCUGGGAGGUUAGCCAGAUGCGGGCGUGUCACUGACAGUGACUGCAUCUAAGAGAACUGCUCGUACAGAUACACCAAGAAGGAUUUGCUCGGCAGGAAGUGGGCAUAUCAGUUUGAAGAUCAUUGGCAUUAGCAUAAGGCUGCGGCAAAAGACAUGGCCGCAUGUGACUCAGAAUAAUCCCAUUUGCGGUUACUUGGAGGGGUUAUAACUUGUUCUUCAAUGGAGCCCUAAAUAUUAAGGUGUGCCUAAGCACACAGGGAAAUUCAGUUAGCCAUGGUAAUUUACCACAGGCAAAUUGAUCUCCUGGAGUUAUACAAUUAGCCCCGAAGCGCGGCCAUCGGCAGCUAUCAGAUAUUUUUUUCAGGUCCAGAAAACGGUGGCUAAUUAAAUAGCACAAAAAAAAAAUAGAAAAAAAACCUCACCGUGCCUGAAAAAAAUACUGUGGCUAAGUGAAUUCCAGACAUAUACUUACUAGUUACUCUUCUUUAAAGCGCACAUGAUAUAACCUAAUCUACAUUUAACUUUUAUAAGACUAUUACAAGUCACCAUAGAGGUUGAUGUAAGACGGUAAGAAGCUGGGUUUUCUUAAUACGCGGCAUUAACAUUUUGUGCUGACUUGUAAUAUAACACUCUAGUUUUUAAAUGUUCAUUAUAAAAUGCUGAAGAAACAUGAUUGUCCCAACUGUUUGGUUAGAACAAAGACUAAGUAUUUCAUAAAUUAUAUUAAAAUCUGGGUACUCUUAACUGUGCAGGAACAGUAAUGCUGAUAGGUAUUAGAUCAGUGGUUUUUAGCUGGUCAGACAGGAGGGGUGGUAUUUAGUUUGCCGCCUGUUGGGAUCCCGGCACUCAGUAUACCGGCGCCGGAAUCCCGACACCCGGCAUACCGAGUCAUUUUCUCCGUCUUGAGGGUCCACGACCCCCCUGGAGGGAGAAUAGAUAUCGUGGCGCAUGUAGCGCACCACCGUGUCCGCAGCGUGACGAGCGCAGCAAGCCCGCAAGGGGCUCAUUUGCGCUCGCCCAGCUGUCGGUAUGCCGGUGGUCGGGAUUCCAGCGCCGGAAAAUUCAAACCCAUCUGCUAAUUUCAAUUAAGAAUAACAAAUUUGUUUAGCAUGUCCCCCAUUUAAAUAAAAUAGUAAAUGGGAAAAAGUACAAUGAUGCAGAAACCUUUUUUUUUUUGGUAAUUUAUAUAUAUAUAUAUAUAUAUAUAAAUGAACUAUGGCCCUCAUUCCGAGUUGAUCGGUCGCAAGGCGAAUUUAGCAGAGUUACACACGCUAAGCCGCCGCCUACUGGGAGUGAAUCUUAGCUUCUUAAAAUUGCGACCGAUGUAUUCGCAAUAUUGCGAUUACUAACUACUUAGCAGUUUCAGAGUAGCUUCAGACUUACUCUGCCUGUGCAAUCAGUUCAGUGCUUGUCGUUCCUGUUUGACGUCACAAACACACCCAGCGUUCGCCCAGGCACUCCCACCGUUUCUCCGGCCACUCCUGCGUUUUUUCCGGAAACGGUAGCGUUUUCAGCCACACGCCCCUGAAACGCCGUGUUUCCGCCCAGUAACACCCAUUUCCUGUCAAUCACAUUACGAUCGCCGGAGCGAUGAAAAAGCCGUGAGUAAAAUUACUUUCUACAUAGCAAAGUUACUUGGCGCAGUCGCAGUGCGAACAUUGCGCAUGCGUACUAAGCGGAUUUUCAUUGCGAUGCGAUGAAAAAUACCGAGCGAACAACUCGGAAUGAGGGCCCAUGUUUCUAGUUCAGCACUAGGUGAAAAUUCAAUUCUGAUAACCCAUGUAAUGCGGUUUUAAAAUAUUAACAUGUAAAUAUAUGAGGUUAUACUAUGUUAGUGUUAACAUUUAUAUUGCAGACUUGUUAUCAAAAAUGAUAUGGAAGUAUGGUGGUCAUUCCGAGUUGAUCGCUCGUUAUUUUUUUUUCACAACGGAGCGAUUAGUCGCUAAUGCGCAUGCGCAAUGUCCGCAGUGCGACUGCGCCAAGUAAAUUUGCUAUUAAGUUAGGUAUUUUACUCACGGCAUUACAAGGUUUUUUCUUCGUUCUGGUGAUCGUAAUGUGAUUGACAGGAAGUGGGUGUUUCUGGGCGGAAACUGGCCGUUUUAUGGGUGUGUGUGAAAAAACGCUGCCGUUUCUGGGAAAAACGCGGGAGUGUCUGAAGAAACGGGGGAAUGUCUGGGUGAACGCUGGGUGUGUUUGUGACGUCAAACCAGGAACGAAACUGACUGAACUGAUCGCAGUGGCAGAGUAAGUCUCGAGCUACUCAGAAACUGCUAAGAACUGUCUAUUCGCAAAUCUGCUAAUCUUUCGUUCGCAAAUCUACUAUGCUAAGAUUCACUCCCAGUAGGCGGCGGCUUAGCGUGUGCAAAGCUGCUAAAAGCAGCUUGCAAGCGAACUACUCGGAAUGAGGGCCUAUGAGGGAAUAGGGUUAAAAUUGUAUUCAGUAGGAUUAAUGUCUUUUUUUUCCCCCUGUGAUAUUAUUGCAGAUAUGUAUUAAGGUAAAACUGCAUCACGCUGAAUGCCUAAAAUGUACUGGUCCUAUUGCUAACCAACCAGAUGGCAAUCUAGCAGGGGCGUUUUAACAGAGGAUGGAGCCCGUGUGUACCUUUGGGUGGGCCCCCUCCUCUCUACGUCACAGUAGUCUCUGGCAUUGUGCUGGAGUUUACUGCGCAGGUCUCCGGAAACAUGGUGCCCGCCAUGUUCCAGAGACCAAUUUGGCUACUGCGCAUAUGUGGUGGCCAUUGUCGCUGUGACUGCAGCGCCCGACACUAGUCUCCGGAAAGGUAAGUAUUAAAAAUGGGUGCAGUGUGUGCAGUGUUGGCCCCCCUGGACCCACACAUUGCACCCAUUAUAGAAACACCUAUGCAGUCUAGGUAUAUUUGUGUUCUCUGUUACAUUUAAACUGAGGCACAUGGUACAAUGCCUGUUGGCAGUUAGAAGUAUUGCGGCACCAUUUAGAACAUGUUAGUAACCUAGACAUGUGUGGAAAGGGAGUUUUGCUGGGUUAUCUCUUAUGACAUACAAUAUUGUUAUAGAAGGGUGUUUUGUUGACGGGAAGGUAUAGAAAUCCUGGUAGUCAUCAUCCUGAUGAUCAAAAUACUGAUGGAUACCAGUAUUUUUACUCUACCCCUAACCCACCUCUUCCGCAGCCUAACCCUAACCUGCCCCUAGUGCCUAACCCCAACCCAGUACUUACUGUCGGGACUCCACUUCCGGGAUCCUGAUCACAUCCCCCUCACCAUACUUGGCAUGUGCCAUUAUUGUAAAUGGACAUUUAUUUUCUGAAGCCACCAUACCUACAAAUUGUAAUACACAGCUCCAUACUCCACAAAGUAUGUAAUAACACACACACAGAAAUAUACACAUUUGGAUCCUGGCACUUCUGGGGACAGCAUGUGUGCUAAACUACGCAAUACUGAAUUUGGUUAGAAAUAAAAAAAAAUGAAUUUGGGAGAUUUGUGACAUACUGUAACAAAGAUGGAAUAUCUGUUUUUGCUGAGAGCCAUGAGCCAUACUCCUUUCUCCCCCUCCUUGCAUUUUUCUUGUGGUGGUGUGUUCUCUCCACAUUAGCAAGGGUAAGAACAGCCAUGUGGUGGGGUGAAGGCGCUCUGUAACGUCAUCUUAUGACAUUUCCUGCCUUUUCCUGCCUUCCUCUUGGUGCAUAUGGAUGACAUGGUCAAAAGGUCGGCAUGAGGGUUUGGGUUAUUUUCAACUUCUUCAUGCUUUUCCAUCCACAUGAACUACAAUUGGGAAUAGUAACCUUGCCGAAGAAUGGCGAGCGACGCGGUACACUAAUUUGGGUUCUAUGUGCUGCAAAUUAAAAUUUGACACAAAGAAAACAUGAAACACUCACGUCGACCUUUUCAUGUCGAACAUUUCCCUGUCGACCUUGUGCAUGACUACCUUUUACUGUCGACCUUUAACGGCAUAACCUUCAGGGAGACCACUAACUUCAUAAGUAAUUAGGAAACAUGCUUACCACCAUGUCCGUGGCAGACAGGCAAGGCUGGGAGAAAGUAGAUUAUUGGUUCAUUCAGAAAUAACACUGACUUUAAUAUAAUACUUUGUAUUCUUAUGAAAUUUGUCCAGCCUACAAAAUAGCUGAUUCCAAUGUGUACAAGCAAUGGAUGCACCUAAACUCUAUUAAGAAAAAAUUAUCUGCUAGAUUAGAGGUUCGCAAACGCGGUCCUCAAGGCACCCCAACAGUCCUGGUUUUAAAUGUAUCCAUGCUUGGCUACAGGUGACUUAAUUAGCACCUUAGUCAAUUUGAUUUAACCAUCUGUGAUGAGCCAUGGAUAUACCUAAAACCUGGACUGUUGGGGUGCCUUGAGGACCACGUUUGGGAACCUCUGUGCUAGAUACAGUACAAGAAUGAGGUUUGCGCUUCUGUAUUCAGAAAUGUCCUAUUCCCAUUUUACAUCCUAUGGUCCUGCAAAAGUGUCACUACACAAAAUGGCGGACUUAUUCCAUUUUGCAAUUUAAAACCAUUGUACAUGUCAAAUAUGACAUGGCCACAUCUACAUCAUCUAAAGUUAGAGGAAACAUGCAAGUGUUUUUUUUUUUUUUUGUUUUGUUUUUUUUCUUUAAAAUCUAUAUAUAUUGUUAGAACUGUAUAUGUGACAUUAGUGCAGACUCUACAGGCUCUCACAGCUUUAUGGUGCUGUUACAUGUGUACAUGUAAGAAAUGUUAUCAGAGUUUUUAAAAAGUGCACCAGAUAUACAAGGAAUAUAAUUCUUCAGCGCGAAUCUGGUUUUGUAUUUUGGGUGCUAGUUUUGAUAAUACGUAUGCUACCAGUGUUUGUGUGCUAAAUAGAUUAUAAUUCAAAAGUGAAAAAAAUAAAGUUUGCGUUGGAAUGACA